Messenger RNA from Suillus subaureus, 1063 nucleotides. RefSeq lists its product as uncharacterized. Bases 194 to 781 code for a protein of 195 amino acids. The transcript is spliced from 3 exons. The record is from RefSeq and is a predicted model, not a curated record. NCBI's taxonomy places the organism in Eukaryota, Fungi, Basidiomycota, Agaricomycetes, Boletales, Suillaceae.
CUUGGACCAUUGGAUCCCUGAAAAUUGCAAACAAUGACAAAUCCCGAUCAACAUUGUACCUGGGCGUUCACUAACACGAGGCCAAUGGGUGCAUGCGAAUGCCCUUCCUGUGCUCCUUACUCCGCACUCUUACCACCGCACUCGUUUUAGAACAGUCAGGCCCUCGCCCAGUCCGUCCACGCCGCGUCCAACGAUGCUUCUCUUAGGGUGUCUUCGCUCUUGGCAAACCGUUCCAUUCAUUUUAAUGCUGAUGCUCUCAUCACUUAUCUCUGUUGAUGCCUAUUUUGUUGUGAAUCAGCCCGGAUCAUCCACGUCUUGGAAGAAUGGUUCACCUUAUCCGGUUUCAUGGACGUUAGGCUUGGAGGAUGGCAUUGAUAGCUUCGAUAUUGAGAUAACGCGACUUAGCCGGGUUGGUAUUUAUUUUGUGGCAAAAGGAUUGCCUAUCACCACGAGUGCCCUCAACGUUGUCCUCCAAGACGUACCAGCAGGCGACGACUACUUCCUGAUUUGCAUCAAUUCCACGGCUGGCAUUACCUACUCCGUUUCCUCCCGUUUCACCGUUGUGGACGCCAAUGCCACAGGGAGCAACCCGAGUCCCGCUUCAGCCCCAACAGUGACCGUUAGCGGCGUACCAAAUUCUCUCUCACAAUUCGCACAAACAUUUGGGCCUUCUACGAAUGGUGUUGCAAGCCCGGGAUGGGCCGGUAUCAGGAACCAGGUCACAGCCAUCAGUGUAUCUGUGGGAGCUGCACUGAUUGGGGGCGUUAUGAUGCUCUACUGAUUUCUUCUUAAUUUUAUUACAGACUAUCUGUUGAUUUCAUUACAGACUAUUCAUUUCAUUCCUGAUUUCGUGGGUGGCCAACAUUUAUUUAAAAUUACUGUAUGCAAUUGACGGACAUCCCUCAUAAAUACAUUUUAUCGAGAUAUGCAUUUCACACCGCCUUACAUAGUGGGUUUUGUAGUGGUUGAUUUUAGGAUUCUUUAUGUAGAUUUCAUAACUGGUAUCGUGCAACAAAAAUGUAUGGCUAUGUUGCUCACAAUGAUCUGUAUGUCGCGAGUCAUC